GAGAGACAGAACAGUAGAGAGCUGUCAGGCUGCGAGGAGGCAGCAGAGAGACGACUCACUCAUUUUCUUGGAGUACGUUUUGCCUCCAUCUCUGACGCGUGCGUGCACAGAUAGCAUCGCAGACACAAAGAUGGUAAAGUUUGAGCGUGAGUGCUACUUCUUACCUUCUUGUGAAAAACUGUGAAUCAUUUUAAGGAUCUGGACUUAAGCCUGACACACUUGAACAUCACUGUGACUGGGACUUCACAGUUUACUUUGGCAGGCAGGUUAGCCCUUUCUCUGAGUUCUACACUAAGUUAGUGUGUCAGUUGCCAGAAUUCAGUAGAUUUGAAGCCGGACUUGGACUCCCCGUGUGCGAUGAGGAGAAGGAUGUACUUGCUGGUGGUGGCGGUCCUGCUAGCCCACCUCGGUGCCACCUUGACAGGAGCGUGGAGAGCAUCUCAACCCAGACUGCAGUUCACACACCCUGAGCUGAUCCAGAAUGGCCGGCUGCUCACGCUACCCCUGAUGGCGGGAGACCUGCACUCCCUGCUGCCCGAUGAAGACAGGAGACGUCUUUAUCUGUAUUGGCCAGCCAGUCCGGACCGCGUCCAAGAAUGUCUCAUGGCUGGGAAGGAUCCAGAGCUGGAGUGUGCGAACUUCCUGCGUGUUCUGCAGCCUUUUAACCAGACUCACCUGUAUGUGUGCGGCACCGGGGCCUUCAACCCCCGCUGUGCUUUCAUAGCCACCAGCGUCUUUCAUCAGUCAGAGCAUCAGACUCUCUCCUACGGCCAGACAGAGUGCGGAAAAGGCAAAUGUCCCUACGAUCCAUUCCAGAAAACGGCCUCUGCAGUCGUUGAUGGAGAGCUGUAUGCCGGCAUCACCUCAGACUUCAUGAGCCGGGACUCUGCCUUCUUCCGUAGUCUUGGCAACCGUCGUGUCAUCCGCACUGAGCAGUACGAUUCCACCUGGCUGCAGGAUGCCCAGUUUGUGCGGGUAGCGCCGUUGUCUGAAACUGAUAAUCCAGAAGAUGAUAAGGUUUACGUGUUCUUCACCGAACGCGCUCAGGAGGCGGAAGGUGCUGCUGGGAAGGUGCUCUACUCCAGAGUGGCACGUGUGUGCAAGAACGACAUCGGAGGCCAGAGGAGUUUAGUCAAUAAGUGGAGCACUUUCCAGAAGGCUCGAAUGGUCUGUUCAGUCCCAGGACCAGAUGGCUUACAGACACAUUUCGACCAGCUCCAGGACAUCUUCAUCCUCCAGGGGAAAGACAAGAAGAAUCCUCUCAUCUACGGCCUGUUUACCACUUCAAGUGAUAUCCUGAACGGUUCAGCGGUGUGUGUUUACCGAAUGGAGGAUGUGGUUCGAGCCUUUAAAGGGAACUUCCUGCAUAAGGAGGGGCCUCAGUAUAAAUGGGCAGAAUUUACAGGCAAGGUGCCCUAUCCACGGCCAGGAACAUGUCCGAGCAGUACAUAUGGAAGCUAUAGCUCGACCAGAGAGUAUCCCGACGACGUCAUUUUCUUCAGCAGAACUCAUCCGCUGCUGCAGGAAAAUGUCCUGCCGCUUGGAGAGCGACCCCUCCUGGUCAGGGUGGGUGUUCAUUAUAAGUUCACCAAACUGCUGGUGGACAGAGUGGAGGCUGUCGAUGGCACCUACGACGUCCUGUUCAUCGGUACAGACUCAGGACUCGUUAUGAAAGCAAUCCAUCUGCACAGGGAGCACGGCCAGAGUCAGGAGAUCACUCUGGAGCAGAUGCAGGUGUUUCAGCACAAAUCACCGGUGACAGCCAUGGCACUCUCAAAGAAAAAGCAGUGGUUGUUUGUGGGCUCUAAGGAGGGUGUGUCUCAGCUGGCCCUUUACCAGUGUGAGCUGUACGGUCAGGCCUGCGCUGAGUGCUGCCUGGCCAGGGACCCCUACUGCACCUGGGACGGACAUGCUUGCAGCCCCUAUAUGCCGACCGUGCCCGGACUGCAGGUGGAGGCAGAACAGAGGGUGAUGAUGGUGGCAGAGGGUAACAGCACCUACCUGGAGUGUUUGCCUAGAUCCAGACAUGCUGCAGUGACCUGGUACAAACAGGCUGGAGAGAACAGCGCUGAACUAAACCAGGUGGUAACUGGUGACCAGCUGGUGGUGAUCGAGCGGGGCGUCCUGAUUCGUCGAGCCGAGCUGUCUCACGGCGGGGUCUACCACUGCCAGGUGGAGGAGCACGGCUACCACUGGACUGCAGUCACCGUGCGCCUCGCUGUUUGGAGCCCCUCUGCCAAUCGCCUCCUGGCUUCCUGGUCGGCCUCGUCCUAUCAGAGCGCCGGAACCCAGCCGUGGUACGAGAACGUGAUGGCACUGAUUCACCCCGGAAACCUUGGCCAGCACUGCAAGGCUCUGGGAUACCGCCCUCCGCGCAACCACCAUCGCCAUGGUGACACAAAGGCAGAGCCACACAAGGAGAAAGAGAGGCACAAGCAUGGCGGGGGAAGAGGAGGAGGAGGAGGCGGCGGAGGACGAGCAGCGGGGAGGAAGAGCAGGAGCAAGCCGCAGCAGAGGGCGCCGAGGAGUGCUUGAACGCAUGCACGAGCGGGAGGGCAGAUUUUCAGUGACUUCAACAACUACACAAACACGCAAACACACACACGCACACAAAUGCACACAUGUACACAUACACAGUUAACUUAUACACUGAGACACACACAUACUGUAUGUACAGAGACUACUUCAUGCGCAUGCACUUAUCUACAAACAAACAUGGCGUCCUUUCAUUAUAGAGACAAACAAGCUAAGCUACACACGAGUGACUGAAGUAUGUACAGGAUCUGGACAGCGAGGACUGUUUCACCGGGACAAAUGACUGUAUGAACAAAAAGGCUUAGGUUGCAUCGCAUGUUGAAUGAAGGAUAAAAGGCAUGCCUAAAUCCCUAAGUUUGACUGACUCUGAGUCAUGACAAGGACAUUUGAUUGGAUUCUUUAGAUUUGGACGCUCUACAGAGAGAGAGAAAAAAAAUAAAAACAAAAAUCCGAGUCUCGUUCCAGAAGUCGAUUUUAAGCAUUUGGAAAAAUCAUCCAACCCGUCUGUCCCAAAAAGGACCAUACUUGUGGUUUUGCAUGUUUUUGCCCAUUAAUUAGGAAUCACAGCUAUCACUCAAAACAGAGCAGAUGUUUUUUGGAUUGAUUUCCUACCUUCCAGGCAAAAAACUGCUUUCCAUUUAUUUUGUGAUGUGGAAAGAGAGACAUUUUUUUUCAAAGUCGUGUUCUUGAAGUUGAAGAAGUACUUUUUUCCCCAAGUACUUUGCAAAACAAUUAUUGCGCUUCAAUUUCAAGGACACUCUUUCCUCUGGCAUACAGGAAUAAAUUUUCAAACUGCUU
Molecule: messenger RNA, 3333 nt
Organism: Neolamprologus brichardi
Lineage: Eukaryota; Metazoa; Chordata; Actinopteri; Cichliformes; Cichlidae
Source: RefSeq, a predicted model, not a curated record